CCAUCCCCCCCCCCCCCCCCGCCACUGUCCUCUUGGACUGGGCAGGUCUGGGCUGGACUGCAGGAGGGACAGUCAGAUGGAGGUGACAGGGGCCCAUCACUCAGCACCGUGAGUGGUGACAGCCAAGAGCCUGCUCUGCUCUCAGCUCUCAGGAGGCCUGAGCCCACGCCUCCCGAAUGGUGGACACCCGGGUGUUACAUGUCAGGGGCCUGAGGGUCACUGGAAUGUGGCUGGAAUCUGGGCCCGGUCCUCCCCGAGCCCAGGCAGGGGCUGCCAAGUUUGGGUCUGUCCUCUCCUCCUCUCCUUAUUUGGUGCUGCAGGUGAUAAGGCUGAGACAUAAGGGAGGCUGCGGGCCCCUCGGCCACCAGGCUGCCACUGAGAGAGGAUGGUGAGGGCCAGGGUGGGGCAAGGGCAGUGGCACCCUGGGGCUGUCCUUGGGGUGGGAGAGCAGGGCAGCGACUUCUGUGCCUCCAGGGGUGGGGAGAGGACCCUGACCCCAGGUCUCCUGGGAAGGCUCUGGGGUGUGCAUGGGGCAUCUUGGGGGAGCCCUGGAGAGGACCCCUCCCCACCCACAAUGUUGCAGGCCAGCAGGAAGGCGGGGACCCGGGGCAAGGCCGCGGCCACCAAGCAGGCCCAGCGAGGCUCUUCCAACGUCUUCUCUAUGUUCGAGCAGGCCCAGAUCCAGGAGUUCAAGGAGGCCUUUAGCUGCAUUGACCAGAACCGUGACGGCAUCAUCUGCAAGUCGGACCUUCGGGAGACCUAUUCCCAGCUGGGUGAGCACACCCCCUCCCACCCGUGUGCCCCCUGCUCACUCUGGGAGCCCGCUGAGGGGGGACAGGCCUCCUCCUCCCUGCACUCCCCACCUCCCCCACCCACAGCUGCCUCUGGCUCUCCACCUCUGGCUGGAAGGAGGGGAGGGCAGCCUGAGCCCUGCCUGGGACACCUGGUCCCUGUACCCACCCCUGCCCCCCCACCCCCAGGGAAGGUGAGUGUCUCGGACGAGGAGCUGGAUGCCAUGCUGCAGGAGGGGAAGGGCCCCAUCAACUUCACCGUCUUCCUCACGCUCUUCGGAGAGAAGCUCAAUGGAACAGACCCCGAGGAAGCCAUCCUGAGCGCCUUCCGGAUGUUCGACCCCAGUGGCAAGGGCGUGGUGAGCAAGGACGAGUUCAAGCAGCUGCUCCUGACCCAGGCAGACAAGUUCUCUCAGGCCGAGGUGGAGCAGAUGUUCGCCCUGACGCCCGUGGACCUGGCUGGGGACAUCGACUACAAGUCCCUGUGCUACAUCAUCACCCACGGGGACGAGAAAGAGGAGUGACGGAGGCUGCGGCGAGACUCAGGGCGAUGCUCUGGCACCUCAAUAAACGCCAUUUCCCAGGAGCCCUGUGUGGUGGCCUCUCUGUGAUAGGGGUGUGUG
Messenger RNA from Myotis davidii, 1414 nucleotides. It is a transcript of the gene MYL7, whose product is annotated as myosin light chain 7. The coding region runs from base 386 to 1315 and encodes 309 amino acids. The record is from RefSeq and is a predicted model, not a curated record. The transcript has 5 exons. Gene Ontology annotation, cellular component: cytoplasm; myofibril. Gene Ontology annotation, biological process: cardiac muscle tissue development; heart contraction. Lineage: Eukaryota; Metazoa; Chordata; Mammalia; Chiroptera; Vespertilionidae. Gene Ontology annotation, molecular function: calcium ion binding.